Molecule: messenger RNA, 3120 nt
Organism: Herpailurus yagouaroundi (jaguarundi)
Lineage: Eukaryota; Metazoa; Chordata; Mammalia; Carnivora; Felidae
Gene: TGM5
Product: transglutaminase 5
Exons: 14
Coding region: 602-2761 (719 amino acids)
Biological process (GO): peptide cross-linking
Molecular function (GO): protein-glutamine gamma-glutamyltransferase activity
Source: RefSeq, a predicted model, not a curated record
GAAGGAAAGAUCCUGAAGAGAUUUGUGGGCAAUGUUGAGAAGCUUGGACUCGACCUACUGCUGGAUUGUAAACCAGGAGCAACCUGGCUGAAUUGGCACUUCAGAAACAUCACUGUGAUGGCUCAUUUGGAAAAAGGACGGGUGGGAGACUGGUUAGGAGUUGUUGUCCAGGCCAGGGGGUGCUUCAGUGAAGGCAGGGCCAAGGGCCCAGGGAGAGUAGGCUAAUUUUAGGAGAUAAUCAGGAGCUGGGCUGGCAGCAAUCAGUGGCUGAUGGGCUAAGGGAGGUCAGGAAGACAGAGAAAUACGAGGUGGCACCCAGGUUUCUCCCAGAGUGACUGGAUGGGCACUGUCCUCACUCGCCAAGACCAGAAAUGCUGGAAUGAAGCUGAGCAACACUGCCAAGAAAAACCUGAGGGCAAGUGAGAAAACCAGUUGUGAUCUGCCCAGUAAGCAGGUGGCAGUGCAGCAGCCACCCUGCCUUCGGUGUCUCUUGGAGUCUUAAAGAUGGAAGGGGGAACAAACGUACCAGGACCAGUUUCCUGAAGCUCCAAGCCGCCCAGCUGUUCUGUGAAGAGUGGCCCAGGAACCAGAGACAGCGGCCAUGGAGCAAGGGCUGGAGGUGGCCCUCACAGACCUCCAGAGCUCCUGGAACAACGUGCGGCACCACACAGAGGAGAUCAGCUCUGACCGACUCCUGGUUCGCCGGGGCCAGGCCUUCAACAUCACUCUGUACUUCAGGAAGCGGGGCUUCCAGCCAGGCCUGGACAAUAUCAUCUUUGUGGCUGAGACUGGACCCCUACCAGACUUGUCCAAUGGGACUCGAGCCCUGUUCAGCCUGGCAGGUCAUCAUGGUCCCAGCCCAUGGAUUGCCUCUCUGGAGACCAAUGGGGCCAGCUCCCUGGAGGUGAGCCUGUGUGCCCCUCCCACAGCAGCCGUGGGUCGGUAUCUCUUGAAAGUUCAUAUUGACUGUUUCCAGAAGUCUGUCACAGCCUACCAGCUUGGGGAGUUCAUCCUGCUCUUCAAUCCCUGGUGCCCAGGGGAUUCUGUCUACUUGGACAGUGAGCCCCAGAGGCAGGAGUAUGUCGUGAAUGAUUACGGCUUCAUUUACCAAGGGAACAAGAAUUGGAUCCGCCCGUGUCCCUGGAACUAUGGACAGUUUGAAGAGAAUAUCAUAGACAUCUGCCUGGAGCUACUAGACAAGAGUCUGAACUUCCAGAUUGAUCCAGCUACAGACUGUGCCCUGCGGGGAAGCCCCGUCUACAUCAGCAGAGUGGUGUGUGCCAUGAUCAACAGCAACGAUGACAAUGGGGUGCUUAAUGGAAACUGGAGUGAGAGUUAUUUAGAUGGCAUCAACCCUGCAGAGUGGACCGGCAGUGUGGCCAUCCUGAAACAGUGGCAUGCCACAGGCUGCCAGCCAGUGCGCUAUGGGCAGUGCUGGGUCUUUGCUGCCAUCAUGUGCACAGUAAUGAGGUGCCUGGGGAUCCCCACCCGUGUGAUCACCAACUUUGACUCUGGCCACGACACAGAUGGAAACCUGAUCAUAGAUGAGUAUUAUGACAGCACAGGCAGGAUCUUGGAGAAUAAGAAGAAGGACACUGUCUGGAAUUUUCAUGUGUGGAAUGAGUGUUGGAUGGCCCGAAAGGACCUCCCUCCUGGAUAUGGAGGCUGGCAGGUGCUGGAUGCCACCCCUCAGGAGACGAGCAAUGGCCUCUACUGCUGUGGCCCUGCCUCUGUCAGAGCCAUCAAAGAGGGAGAGGUGGAUCUGAACUAUGACACAGCCUUUGCCUUUUCCAUGGUCAAUGCUGACUGCAUGUCUUGGCUUGUCUACGGAGGGAAGGAGCAGAAAAUUCACCGGGACACGAAUACUGUUGGCAAUUUUAUCAGCACCAAGAGCAUUCAAAGUGAUGAGCGAGAUGACGUCACAGAGAACUACAAAUACAUAGAAGGUUCCCCCCAGGAGAGGCUGGUGUUUAUGAGAGCUCUUCAGAAGCUGAAGGCUAGAAGGUCUGAAGGCCCCCACAAAGCAGACUCACAACAUUCCACACCUGUGCCACUGAAUGGGGACAGCCCUCGGAGCCUGCAUAUGCCUUCCCUUCGGCCCAGUGAUAUAGUCCAGGUCUCCUUGAAAUUCCAGCUGCUCGACCCGCCCAACAUGGGCCAGGACAUAAGGUUUGUCCUGCUGGCCCUCAACAUGUCACUCCAGUUCAAGGACCUCAAAGUGAACCUGAGUGCCCAGUCCCUGCUGCAUGAUGGCAGCCCCCUGCCCCCUUUCUGGCAGGACACAGCCUUCAUCACACUUUCUCCUGAAGAAGCAAAGACCCAUUCCUGCAGAAUUCCCUAUUCCCAGUAUAGCCAGUACCUGUCAACAGACAAGCUGAUCCGCAUCAGUGCCCUGGGCGAAGAGAAGAACAGUCCGGAAAAGAUUCUGGUGGACAAGAUCAUCACCUUGGCUUAUCCAGGCAUCAUGAUUAAUGUUUUAGGAGCUGCCAUUGUGAAUCAGCCACUCUCCAUACAGGUGCUGUUUUCAAACCCCCUCUCAGAGCAUGUUGCAGAUUGUGUGCUGACUGUGGAAGGAAGUGGUCUCUUCAAGAAACAGCAGAGAGUUCUCAUUGGAGUCCUCAAACCUCAACACAGGGCCAGCAUCACUCUGGAGACUGUCCCCUUCAAGAGUGGCCAAAGGCAGAUCCAAGCUAAUCUGAGGAGCAACAAGUUUAAGGACAUCAAGGGUUACAGGAAUGUCUAUGUAGACUUGAGGUUAUAAAUUUUGGAACAAUGAGUGGAUGCACAGAUUUUAAGCUUCAGGAGAAGGAGCAAGUUCAAAUGCAAGCUGUGCCACUCCACAACAGGAGCUUUGUAGGGGUUCUGAAGUAAGCAACAGAGGAGAUGUCAGCAAUGGAUAGUCCCCUGGACCAUUUGCACAGCUCCCAAGGAGUCUUAUCAGAGACCAGAGAGUCUAUGGUGUCCAAUCCAGAGUUGUGAGAUAACACUCAAAUGUCUGAGGGCAGUGGUUGGACUUGACCAUGACUUACUGCCCCCUCAGAAGACUGACUGAGCAGCUCACUGUCAUUUUGUCACUGCAGUGGCUAAUGUCCUAGUCCCAAUAAAUUUCAGUCCUUUGCA